Penicillium oxalicum is the source of this 1044-nucleotide messenger RNA. RefSeq names its product inositol phosphorylceramide synthase regulatory subunit KEI1. The transcript has 2 exons. Gene Ontology annotation, molecular function: inositol phosphoceramide synthase regulator activity. The record is from RefSeq and is a predicted model, not a curated record. Gene Ontology annotation, biological process: inositol phosphoceramide metabolic process. Bases 1 to 1044 code for a protein of 347 amino acids. Lineage: Eukaryota; Fungi; Ascomycota; Eurotiomycetes; Eurotiales; Aspergillaceae. Gene Ontology annotation, cellular component: Golgi membrane; inositol phosphoceramide synthase complex.
AUGGGAUUUGCAUCCCGGUAUCUCCGCAUUCCGCGGCCAGAGACCUUUCUCUAUGUGAUGAGCCUGGAGACUGGUGCGUCCCUCAUCACGCUCUCGCUGCUCCUCAACAAGAUCAGCGGCCUCUAUGGCCUCCUCGCGCUCUUGACAGGCUAUCACCUGUCCCCGGUCCAAUUGUCCAUGUAUCUCUACUCCCUCAUCGCCCUUGCCUUGACCGCGAUUCUGUUCCCUCAUAUCCGUAAACAAUCGCCUCUGGAAUGCCUCGCCCUGGCCUGGUUGUACCUGCUGGACAGUCUGAUCAACGCCGCCUUCACGGCCACCUUUGGGGUUACCUGGUUCCUGGUGGUGUCUCAACAUUACGACAGUGGCAAGGUUUCCGGACCGGGCAGUGAGACCAUCGCACAAACCGCGGGAUUCACCAGCCCCAAAUACGAUGCCGCGUACGUCGAGAUUCAAAACACCAAGGAAGGGAACAAAUUUAUCGCUCAUCCGCCCCGUGGAGUCGACCCUCUGAGCAACGCCGUUGAUCAGCCGGAGAGCUUCCAGAGCAUCAUCUUCAUCUGCAUUCUGUGGCUCAUCCGUGUCUACUUUGUCCUGGUCAUGCUCUCAUUCGCGCGGCAGACCCUUCGCCUCUGGGUGGUCACACCCCGCCACACCCAAUUGCCCACGCACAGCCGAAAUGUCUCCAUCGCCAGCGUUGCGGACAUUGAUCGGGAGCCAUUUUCCGCCAUUAGCCCCGAAGGCCAGGGCUGGAAAGGCAAGCUGGGUCGGAUCAUGAUCGGGAUCGGUCGCAGUUACUGGCUGGGAGAAGAGGAAGAGGGCAACUGGCUGGGCAAUCUGGGUCAGAAACUGCGCGCCCGUCAAAGCCACGCCAGCCCCACGGACGAGUUGCCCGGUCCCUUGGAACGCGAGCGAAGACGUCGUUCGGGCACGGGUCCCCCUCAGCCGUCUCCGUCCAUUGUUCGCGGGGCUCAAUUCCCGCAGACCAUUCAUGAGCAUGCUCCUGGUAUGAAUGUCAAGAUGCAAGAUUGGACGGAGCCCCGUUAG